Daucus carota subsp. sativus is the source of this 2142-nucleotide messenger RNA. RefSeq lists its product as uncharacterized. The transcript has a single exon. Bases 1 to 2142 code for a protein of 713 amino acids. The record is from RefSeq and is a predicted model, not a curated record. Lineage: Eukaryota; Viridiplantae; Streptophyta; Magnoliopsida; Apiales; Apiaceae.
AUGAAAGGUGUCAAUGUCCUCUCAACUGAACUGAACCAGUAUAUUCUUAAAGAAUGGGAACUCCGGUUUUCCGUCUUACUUAGCCUUUUAAUUCAGAUCUUCUUAAUUGUUACUGGAACCUUGAGAAGGUCAUCACAAAGAUGGAUUGACAUUCUUCUGUGGUUAGCCUAUUUGCUUGCAGAUAUUGUUGCUGUUUUUGGGCUUGGACUCAUUGUAAGCAAGCAAAGUUUGUAUGCCAUAUAUUGCAUCGAAGGUCAACACUAUGCUCAGCAACGUUCUGCUUGUUACCAGGACUGUGUUCAUGUCUACUGGGCUCCAUUUUUACUCGUACACCUUGGCGGUCCAGACUUCAUCACUUCUUUUUCACCCGAGGACAAUGCACUGUGGCGAAGACAUUUGUUUUAUCUGGCUUCACAGUGCAUUACUGUAGCUUAUUGUUUCUAUCAAUCUCACCAAUUCAGCCAGCAACUAAGGAUCCCAGCGAUGCUCAUGUUUUUGUGUGGACUUAUCAAGUGUUCUGAGCGUAUAUGUGCUCUGUACUAUGCAAGUGCAAACAGCUUCCGCAGGUCCCUACUUUCAUUACCUGAUUUGGAUGCUUACGAUCUUUUAAAAAAAGAUAUCACAGCUCGUCCCAGACUUCAGCAUCUAGAGAAUAUGAAUUCUUCUUUGUCCCAUUUAGAAGUGUUGCAGUAUGCUUUUGUAUACUUCAAUACAUUCAAAAGGCUUGUUGCUGAUCUCAUUUUGGGAAUCCAUGAUCGCAACCUGAGCCGAGGGUUCUUUCUUGUUACAUCAUACAAAGACGCUUUCAGGAUAGUUGAGGUAGAGUUGAAUUACAUUUAUGAUGUUCUUUUCACCAAAUUACCUGUGUUGCAUCACAAAUUCGGCUACUGCAGCAGAACUCUAUCCUUCGUUGCAGUUGUUGCUUCCUUUGCGCUCUUCCAUUUUGUGGUAAAAAAGGAAAAGAUUUUUGGGCUUGAUCAAGUGAUAACUUACGUUCUGCUUAUUGGUGCAAUUGCCUUGGAUGUAAUUCAGUUUUUUAUGCUACUCACCUGUAACUGCACAGUUGUUAAGAUCUUGCCUUUGUCUAAUGCAAACGCCAACAGCAAACCAUGGAAACUUAUGUUCGGUGAAUGGAUACUCUUUGUGAAUAGGACUAGGAAUACUUUCCUGGAUUGGUUGCUGGGUAUAUUUAGACGCAGAGAGUGUGACACAUUUACUAAUAGCAGGUGCGCUGAAUCUUUGUCAACAAUCAAUCUGAUUUCUUUUUGCUUAAACAGAGGUUCAAAAGGAAGAAGACAGUUUCAUAAUUAUUUUGGCCUUGCCAAUUUUCUGAAUGGCAUCUGGCAUGUAAAACCACGGCUACUUACCCAUGACAUGACUAGUUUUAUAUUCGACGAGCUGAAAGUAAAAUCAAUGGUAGCUAACAGUUUAGAAACAGCUGAACGAAUAUGUUCAUCCAAAGGAGAGUGGGUACUACAAGAAAUUGAAGGUCAUGAUGCUUUUCUUCCUUUUGUCAGUAAUUAUAACUACGCUGAAACUGUUCUUCUGUGGCACAUUUCUACUGAACUCUGUUGCAACGGCAGCCAAGAUCAAGUCACUUAUUAUGCACAACGCGACAUUGCAAAGAACUUAUCAGACUACAUGCUAUAUCUGUUGGUUAUGAAGCCUGAUAUGGUGUCCUCAGUUUCUAGUGCUGGGAAUAAAAUGUUCCUAGAUACUUGCAUUGAGGUUGGCAAAUUAUUUGACAUCAAAUUACCCGAACUAAAGAAGAGAAUGAGCGGUUUCUUUGGCAGAGAGAGCAAGAAAGAGAAGGAGGCUUUACACAUUAAGGCCUGUGAAACAAUUUUUUGCAUCAAUAGAGAUGUUAAGCCGGUUCUCUUACAAAAGGAGGAUCGAUAUAAAUUGUUAUUGUUUGAUGCAUCAGUUCUAGCCAAAGAGCUGAAACUGUUACCUUUGGAGCAAAAAUGGUUAACAAUAAGCAAAUUGUGGGUAGAACUGCUAUCAUAUGCGGCAACUCAUAUCAGGUCAAGUGCUCAUGUUCAGAACUUAAGUAAAGGCGGUGAGCUAAUAACUGUUGUUUGGUUACUGAUGGCUCAUUUCGGAUUGGGAGAUCAGUUUGAGAUCAGCUGUGUUGAUAUCUGA